Megalopta genalis is the source of this 9456-nucleotide messenger RNA. It is a transcript of the gene sei, whose product is annotated as potassium voltage-gated channel seizure. Gene Ontology annotation, molecular function: inward rectifier potassium channel activity. Gene Ontology annotation, cellular component: plasma membrane. Lineage: Eukaryota; Metazoa; Arthropoda; Insecta; Hymenoptera; Halictidae. Gene Ontology annotation, biological process: regulation of membrane potential; potassium ion transmembrane transport. The record is from RefSeq and is a predicted model, not a curated record.
GUCGUCGUCGCCGAGAGAGACGUCGGCCCGUCGCGACUCCUCGUAGUUUUCAGUUCGGACCGAACGACGGCGACUAGCGGAAACCCGCCACUGAGGGACAGCGAUCCCUCGUCUCGCAAUCGAGCGGUCUCUCGCGCGUUCACACGGGCUCUACCGCGGAUUUGCACGCGCGCACCUUGGCCACCCUGGGCACGCGGGUGUACGGGAACAACGCCUCCGCUCGGGACGCCGCACCGCGCCGGUAGACGCACCCGAUUAAAAAGGUGGGAGCAGCAGCACGCGGGAAGCAACAGUGUACAGCCGGAACAACGGGCUGGGUCAGCGAUUGUGCCGGUUGCUUCUAAUAGUUCUGGUUCUGGUUCCGACUCCGUUUGCCGUUUUCCGUUCCGGCUCGGGAUCCUGGCGGUGGGAUGGAAGGCUCGCGAGAAUCUCCGUGCACCUCGCCGAGGACGAUAGUAGGUCAGUGACGCAGGAGCGAGAGCCGUUCGUCGCAAGGUGGAACGCGGGGAUAUCGUCCCCGUCGGUGGUUCGGUGACACGUCGUUACGAGAAGAAGGGGAGGAGCUCGAUUUUUCAUCGAUUUUUUCAUCUCGCCACGCGAACGAGAGAGUAGAGGAGAGGAGAGACCCCGCGGAAGGCCCGAAAGGCUGGGAAGGUUCGCCGUGUUCGGUGAGGAGGCUCGCGCAGGAACUAGCGGCAGAGGUCGCGGAACGGUGGUUGUUCGGCGCGGCGGGCAGUGUCAGUGGCCGUCGCCAACAGGUUACUCGGGCCGAAUGAGUAUUUCGAGAAAUAUCGAGGGGAGAAGGUUGCGAGAGCCGCCUCGUGACGCGCGCCGUCGCUGCCGCCGCCUCCUCUCGGUCGGUUCCCUCGGAGAAUGAAGAAGAGGUAUAAAAAUACCUGUCCCUGAGGCUGCUCGAGAGAGCUCGUGGUGAGAUGCACGACUGGCUGACCCCCGUGAACCAGGACAUUCGACUCGGGGUUGUGCGCGUUCCGACGUGACACCGGGUGCUCACGGUACUCUCGUCCGCGCGGCUUCGGACACGAACUUGGAUCAAUCGGAGAGGACCACCUUGGACCCAUCGUCGCGGACACCGCCUCGCGGUUCUGGAAAUAGUCGAGCGGCCACGUGCCUUCCACCGCGAUUCCCGUGGCUGGAUAUCUUCGUCCUCCGAUCGUGUCCCUACGAGCCUGCGUCACCGUUCUCCCGAAUCACGGCCAUGAUACACGGGAUUUUCUAUUUUCUGCCGAGUCGGGAUUUCGCAGCGGAGAAACAGGCGGACGGCACGCGCGGGACACACGGUCGUUCCUGCUCGUAUUCACGGCACCGGUGAACUCGACGACGACUCGACGACAGCGCCAGGUGUGUGCGGAAACGUGCCCGGAAACGUGUCUCCGGCAGGCGACGCUCUCGUGGAGAAUGUCCGCGGUAUGCGCUGCUCCUGCGAGACGUCGUCCGGCCGCAGGUGAGCUCGACACGGAGCCGACGAGGUCGAAUCCGCACCGGAUCACUCCCAUCGCCUUCAUCGCCCUCUCCGAAGGGAACGCGCGAGCGAGGCGUCGUCCUUCCGCGCCGAGCAGAAACCCGCUGGAGGAACAGGCGGAAGGUGGUCGCCGGAAGGAUUAGGACGAGGACGCGUCGACGCUGUUCUGGAAUUCGCGGAGAAAAGCCUGUGCCGCGGACCGAUAUCGCCCUAUAAAUAGAUGUUUUCUCGCGUGGAUCGCGCGUCUUGAGCCGGCCAGCACACGUUCGUCCGAAGUAGCCGAAACAGAGGCAGAAGAGCUCGUGACACGCGCCGCGAGGGCCUUCCUCGUGUCCUUGGAUCUUGACCGGUUGCGGGACACGCGGCAUGGCCGAGGGACAACCUCCGACCAUUUAGGAUAAAUCUAGGUAGAAAGAAAACCGGGUCCAACCAACGAAAAGCAUCCGCGAGUUCCGCUUCUUUUUCGGAGAGGAGGAUAGAACGGCGAGUUCUGCGCUGGAAGAAGACGAGUCGCUCGAUUCGGAGAGAGGUCGUUCCUCGAGCCGAGAGGCCAAAGGCCAACAGCAGCACCAGCAGCACACGCGUCAUCGUUUACGUGGAACUUCCUCGGUGGCCACUUUUCCUCGUUCAUUAUCCUACACUUUUGUACCUACGCAAGGAAGCCGAAGCCAAAGGAACAUCGUUCGACGUCCGAGCAGCAACGAAUCUUAUAUUCUCUUUCACUCUCUCAAUUUCUCUUUUUUCUCUUUCUCUCUCUUUCUGUCACCCUCUUCAACCCCUUCCGCUGGUUCUCCCACCCUUCACAUAUACACACACAGAAAUAGGCAAGAACAAAGGGUUCAGGAACGAAAAUCGUGAGGACACGUUGCCGUUAUUAGCUGGUGCUUCUCUCUAUCUCAAUUUCCCCUCUUCCCCCUCUGACUCUUUCUCUCUCUCUCUCUCUUUCUCUCUCUUUUUCUUUCUUUCCGUCUUCUCACCCUGUCUUUCUCUACAUUUCUUUCUCUCUGUCCUCGAUGAUCAUUAUGCUCAACUCGUGCUGUGCUUUUUUCUACCGUGCUUGUACGCAUGCUGCGAGUGUUUUCUCAGUGCUGUAGUGUUACGCGUUAAUUAUUACACAGGCUUAACGAGCCCACGUUCGAACGCCAAACGUUUCGUCGGCCCAGGUACCUGGGAAUAGUCCUGAGAUGCCUGUUAGACGAGGUCACGUGGCGCCCAGGACAACGAUCAUCGAGACCAUCAUCAGAAAGUUCGAUACGCACGAUCGAAGUUUUUUAGUGGCCAACGCUCACCAGGGACUAUGUCACAUAAUAUAUUGCUCGGACGGUUUUUGCCGGCUGACGGGCUUCUCGAGGGCGGAAGUGAUGCAGAGACCGGCGAUCUGCGAGUUCCUUCAUGGACCAAUGACGUCGCCCCAUGCGGUCGCAGCCCUCCGCGACGCCCUCGCCGCCGGCGUCGAAAAGCAUUUCGAGAUUCUCUACUACAGGAAAGACGGCACCAAGUUCUUGUGCAGCGAGGUGAUAGCGUUAAUCAGGAGCGAGGUGGACGACAUCUGCUUGCAAAUCAUAAACUUCGAGGACCUGAGCUCGCAGCCGCCCCCGCAGCCUGCGAUCCCGUCCCCAAGUCAGACCAACAACAGGCUCGUCACACGCUUCGACAGGGCAAGGGCGUCCUUUCGGGCUGGCCUAUCCAGGACCGGUGUCGUCGGUCUGCCGAGGGUCAGGAAUCGACCAAGAACCACGACCAACCUACCUCAUCGACUUGCUGACGGGACCAUCCUCGACGAGGACGCCUCCGAGAAUUGCCCGCUAACAUGUGGUUCACCCACGAUGAUGGAAUCUUGGGGUCCUGGAAGGACUGGCACGCCCCCGCCGCCUCUCCCCCUCCCUCACCCGCCAGCUGGGAGCAACAAUGGUGCAACGUCUGCAGCGACCGCAAACGUUGCACAGCCCAGCACCACCGCGCCGAUCGCCAGUCCCGAGGGUGUCAGCGACGUCUCCCAAAAGUCCGGGAUUUGGGAGGGCGGGAACUUUCCUUCGGCCGGGGGCGCGGAGGGUGGUCCCUCUCGGAGCGUGUCGCACGCGGCGAGUCUGGACGCGAUCUCCAGGAGAACCGUGAAACCGGAUACAGCGAGGACACCGUGUCGCAGCCUGACCUGCAGCGUCUUAGCGGGCCGAGGGAGCGAACACGUCACUCUCGAGCGACGGCCAGCGACAGUCGAUAAUCUCACCGAAGCAACUAAACAUUCGAAAAUCUUUCCCGGCGUCGUGUCCGAAAGUGACUUGCAGAAAUGGAGGACGUCCAAGGACCGGAAGUCGCCGUCCCUCAGCCAGGUGGGGCCGGAUUCCAUCAAACACAAAUUCUCCUUGCAGGACAAUGGAUCAGCGAAAUACUUCCAGGGAGCCAUGCACGCGUCGAACAUGGGAGAAAAGGUACGACAGGUGCUGUCCCUUGGAAACGACAUCCUCCCAGAGUACAAAUUACAGUCUCCUAGAAUCGGCAAGUGGACCAUACUGCACUACUCACCUUUCAAGGCGGUCUGGGACUGGGUGAUAUUGCUGCUCGUCUUGUACACAGCCUUGUUCACCCCGUACGUCGCCGCUUUCGUCCUGUCGGAUCCGGAUUACAACAGCAAGAAGGACAAGAAGUACAGCGACGAUCCCAUCGUCAUCAUAGACCUCAUAGUCGACGUCACGUUCAUUGUGGACAUUAUCAUAAAUUUUCGCACGACUUUCGUGAAUAGCAACGAGGAAGUGGUGUCCCAUCCCGCAAAGAUAGCCGUCCAUUACCUGAAGGGUUGGUUCUUCAUCGACCUGGUCGCUGCCAUACCCUUCGACCUUUUCCUCGUUGGCUCCGAUACUGACGAGCUCGGCUUGGACAAGGACGAGACGACCACCUUGAUGGGACUGUUGAAGACGGCGCGUCUUCUGCGACUCGUCAGAGUAGCUAGGAAGAUCGACAGGUACAGCGAGUACGGAGCUGCGGUAUUGCUCCUUUUGAUGGCCACCUUCGCUCUUAUUGCUCACUGGCUGGCGUGCAUAUGGUACGCUAUAGGGCACGCGGAAAGGCCAAUGUUGGAGAGCAAAGUCGGCUGGAUCGACAUUCUGGCGAACGACACGCAUCAGUUUUAUCACAAUAACACCGGAGGGCCGACUAUAAAGAGUCUCUAUAUCACAGCACUGUACUUCACCUUUAGUAGUUUAACGUCGGUGGGCUUUGGAAACGUAGCGCCGAAUACGGACACCGAGAAAAUCUUUACGAUAGCCGUUAUGCUGAUCGGAUCUCUGAUGUACGCCAGUAUUUUCGGUAACGUCUCGGCGAUCAUACAGAGGCUGUACAGCGGCACGACUCGAUACCACACACAGAUGCUUCGCGUCCGCGAGUUCAUACGGUUCCACCAGAUCCCGAAUCCGCUCCGCCACCGGCUGGAGGAGUACUUCCAGCACGCGUGGACCUAUACGAACGGGAUCGACAUGAACAGUGUUCUGAAAGGGUUCCCAGAGUGCCUUCAGGCGGACAUCCGUCUUCAUCUGAAUAGAAACCUUUUAAACAACUGUAAAGCGUUCAAGAAGGCCAGCCAAGGUUGUUUAAGAGCAUUAUCGUUAAAAUUUAAAACAACGCACGCACCGCCCGGCGACACGUUGGUUCAUCGUGGAGACGUUCUCACGUCCCUGUACUUCAUAUCGCGCGGCAGCAUAGAGAUAGUAAAGAACGACGUGGUGAUGGCGAUCCUGGGCAAGGACGACAUAUUCGGAGAGAACCCCUGUAUCUACACCACCGUCGGCAAGUCAUCCUGCGACGUCCGCAUUCUCACCUACUGCGACCUGCACAAGAUACACAGGGACGAUCUGCUGGACGUUCUCGCUCUCUAUCCGGAGUUCGCGAACCACUUCAGCGAGAAUCUCGAGAUCACUUUUCCUCUCCGAGAUGAGGAGCAAGCCGGUGUCGAUCCAAUGUCAGCAAGGUUUCCUGUCAGCACUCCAACGGACGUCGAAGUCGACACUAGGAGAUUCAUUUUCCGUCCACCAAGAUACCGUCGAGGGCCCGGAAUAGGCCCCGGCACCAAUCUCAUCCCCACCGGUCGACAAGACUCCCUACAGGGUGACCAGGAAGACUACGACAAAGCGAGUGGCCACGGGAUUCUAGAGUUCAGCACGGAGAAGGCCGGCCAGGAAAUGACGCCGUUGAACCUGGAGUUCGACGAACCAAAGCAGCGAAGCUCGACCUUGAACUCGAUAACCGGCAUGCUAACCCAUCUCAAGCGCAGCAUACCGGACCUACGCCAGCACAAGAUCCACCUGCAGCCACUGACGAGUCACGAUUACCUCGCGAAGCAGAUGACCACGCCGUUGACGAGACCAGCCAGGAGGAGCUCGGCCGCCGGGGAGAGCUGCCUAAGCCAGAACGCCGUGCACCCGACAUCCACGACGUCCAGUCAUUACACCACGCCGUCGCCACCGCAACAUCCGCAGUCUCAGGGCGACUUCCAGAGCGGACCAGGCCGGCCUAUGGAGGAGAUCAACGCCAGGAUAGACCAGCUGUCGCGGCAGGUGUCCUCUCUGGAGCACUCGAUGGCCGGGGACAUCCGGCUGAUCUUGACGUUGCUCCAGCAGACGCUGAACUCGUCCAGGGAGAGCUCGAGCAUCGAGAUGAUGCCUGGGACCGCGCCGGCUGGCAAACAGGGCAGCAGACCACCGGCUUUGGUCCAGCGAUCGGCCAGCGAGCCACAACCGCCGAGCGUGCCGCCGUCGACCAAUGGAAAUGGGAAGAUCCAGCCGAGCACGUCGCACGGAUUGUUCAGCUUUCUUUCGAAAUCCCUGGAUCAGUUGCAUUUGAUUUCGGCGUCUUUUAUUUUGGAAAGGUUGGACAAGUUCCGAAGACCACAGACGAGGGAGCCGACGUCCACGUCGUCGGGAACGUCACGGCUGACGGUGACCUCGGACACGUCCGCCCUGGCCACCGCUCUGCAGUCGGCACUGAACGGUAGAACGGCGCCAACCAGGUCGCAGAGCCAACCGGUCGACCUGGCGGUGCCACCCACGACUCAGCAAACACACGCGCCGCACGCAUGGCACAGCCAACCCGCCGCGUUCAGGAGAGGAGAGUUCAGGAGCGGGUACAGCUCUUUUAACAAACGAUCGGAGCCCGAGGGCGACGACCCGUGGAGCUGCGUGGUGUCGGUGUCGGAUCGAGGAGGUAUUCAGCGUCCUCGUAGCAGCGAAUCGCGAAAGGACCCGUCGAAUCAUCGCGGAUCGAGCGAUCUGGCGAGUAGUCAGCGUCCAGAGAGCAGACAACCGGCUCAAGAAGCGGCGGCGCAGGCUUCGUUGCCGGUUCCGCGGCAAGAGUCCUCGAGGCAGACCAGCGAGGACAUGUCCUGGGAGUUCACGAUAAACGAGGCGCCGAUCGCAAGAUUGGAGUCACUGGACGAGCUCGAUCAGGACCACGGCAGUUAAGGGCAACGAUCUCGCCGCGUUCUGAAGACAUUUCACGGCUUGACGCGACCAGAGACGGCGUCGAGCGACCGAUCGUCGUAUUCGGAUGGCUGUGGACUCCUUCCGUUUCCCACCGAGGGAUCUAGCGAACAAACCGGGUCGUUCGACGAGCACGCCGAUCGAUUUUCUUCCCGAGAUCCGCGAGUCCUUCUUCUAGCAACCGCUAUGCUUCUACACCUCCGUUCUUUACGUCGCCGCGAGACUGUCCUCCUGCAUCUGGACGCGGUCCUGCGACGCGUUUUACACACUUUUUCGUAGCGUUCACACUCGGAGAAUGAUUUUCUGUCGCGUGAACGACCACGCGGGUAUUGCAUUCGUUGAAAUUUCGAACAGGACAAGACAGGCCUGAUUUCGUUCUUCGAUAGUCAACCGUUUUGUUGUGGCAACGCCCGCGUCGGUAACUUCGAUGUUCACUUCAGCGUACAAAGACCUACUUUUAAGCUCGAAGAAGCUCGAGGGAUCUCUGGAAGGAAAUCGGCCGGCGUUCGUUGGAACGGCGUCGGCGAGCUGCGAGACGCGAACUCGAGGAGCGAGAAGACGAGGGGAAUACAGAGCGAAUAGCUAACAGAAAAAGCGGAGAGAAAGAGAGAAAGAGAGAAAGAGAGAGAGAGAGAGAGAGAGAGAGAAAGAGAGAGAGUUUGCGAGACAAAAGUCCUUGCGAAGAAAGGUUUACGGGAACCUGUUGCCUUCGAGGUUUCCGUGGCCUCGCGUCGAUAUUAUAUCCUCGGAGGAAUUUUAUAAUCGAUCAGCCGACAGACGCCCACGCUCAAACACGUGCUCGUCGCGUAUUCCCCUCGGAGCACACAUACACACACCAUACACAUACAUAACACACACACACACAGAGGCUCGCGGACGCGGGAUCGUCUUUUCGUUUCGUUCGAGGAGGGCUUUCGUUGCUCGGUGUCGCGAGAAAUACGAGAACGGAGGAAACGCUGGCGGGGGAGGAGGAUUUCUAAUAAAUAUAAUAUGAAAGUACAAGGAGGGCUGCUGCGGCGGAGGAUCAAUUUGUUAGAGAGGAGAGGGAAGGGAGGGCGCAGGAGCGCGAUAUCGCGUGUACGUAGAGAACGGGGGGGUGAGAGGCUCGCGGGAUUUGUGAAAUUCCCGGGCGCUGAUCGAGUCACGGUGAGACCGCGUAGUUAUUGAAAAUUCUUAUGGAAAUUAUAUCGACUGAGAGCACUUUCGUUUUUUAAUGCUUAUAGGCGACGUGUUUCGGGCGAGGUAAGAUAGCGAUGGGGGGAGUGUCGACGAGACCGACGUCUCCGUCGCGACGUCGAGGAAGGGCAUUGUCAGCGAAAACCAGAGAAACGAGUUCAGAGUUCGGAUGAACCGCGGGAAAACGAUAUUCUGUGUGCCACCUUGUCGCGUUGAAAACAGUCGCAAUGUCCUUUAUACAGACAAACAGAAAGCUGCAGAGAGAGAGAGAGAGAGAGAGAGAGAGAAAGAGAGAGAGAGGAGAAGACGAGAGAGAGAGAACAGCCAAUGACAAAAUACACAGAGAACACAAAGAGAACACAGAGAGAGAGAACACAGAGAGAAAAGAAAUUCAGAAAACACGCGAGGCGAGGGAGACGCUAUUUGGAAAUUAUUGCGGAGAGAAUUUAGAUAAUUACUAAUAUUCUUACUAUUAUUAUUGUUAUAUUAUUAUGAUUAUUACCGAUUAUUAUUGUAUUGUAUAUGAUUAUUGCCAUAUAAAUAGGGAAGAAACGCAAGCGCGCGACGGGGGAGAGGAGACGGUGGAAUAAUAUAUCCGUUUGGUAUGUCGCGUCGAAGAACGGAGAAACGAGAUUAAACGGAUGGGUAACGAUUGCCUGCGCAAUAAACGAUUAUUAUAAAUAACUAUACAUAUUAUACAUAAUAAAAAUGCGUGCGUGCGUGUGCGCGCGCGCAAUCGCGUGAACGCAUUCUCGCGCGUCCCCACGCGUCUACAGCGCGUUGUAACAAAUUUUUUACAAAGCAUCUCUCGAAUUUUCAUUGUAUCGUAUAUUUGCUCCUAAGCGUACGUUGGUUUCUCUUCCUCUCUUUUCGUUCUCGAACACACCUCCCGAGUUUACUUUCUUUCAACCCACCCCAAAAACGCGAUCUAUCUCACGCAGUGUCACAACAAGGGGUGAAAAGCAAGCGAUCCCUGAUCCGCGAACGGUCACUCCACGAUCACCGAUAGCGUUGCUGCCCGAUCCGCGAACAUUCGUCGCGCGACUCGUUCGACGAUCUUUUGUUAACGCGAGCAUCGAUAUCGCACGUAUCCGAGACGAGAAGCACGAAGCGCGCGGUUCGGGAUUUUCGGAUCGAUGGGAGGGGAGGGCUCGUUCGCGGACGAUAGAUCGCCGAUCUAUUCGUUCUUUGCUCAGUAUUUUAGGCUGUAAAUGAUACCAGAUACAUUCGAUGUAACGAUUAAAACGACUCGUAGUUACUUUGCGACGAGAGGAACAGCGGCGCAGCGCUACCGAGAAGCAGCUUUUUAAUUACAGAUAGAGAUGGUUAUUA